Messenger RNA from Eriocheir sinensis (Chinese mitten crab), 5993 nucleotides. RefSeq names its product maltase-glucoamylase-like. Gene Ontology annotation, molecular function: carbohydrate binding; alpha-1,4-glucosidase activity. The record is from RefSeq and is a predicted model, not a curated record. Lineage: Eukaryota; Metazoa; Arthropoda; Malacostraca; Decapoda; Varunidae. The coding region runs from base 161 to 5770 and encodes 1869 amino acids. The transcript is spliced from 41 exons. Gene Ontology annotation, biological process: carbohydrate metabolic process.
GUGUGUGUUGCCGCCUUGACACCUACACCUGCCCCUCGCACGCGCCCGCCUCCGCCUCAUCCCGCCCAAGACCUCCGCCCAGACCCUUCCCUCCGCUGGUCACUGGACGGCCGUGUGUGUCCCUGUCCCUGCCGGCGCCUCAGCCUUGCCUGGCGGGGCGAUGGACGGCGGCAGAGUGAUGCGCGUGGAGGAGGAUGGCGCCGGGCGUCGAACCUCGGAUACCAGUAACAUGAUGAUGACGUCUUCACUCCCGCCAUGCCUGCGCCUCCUCAAGAAAUGGGCGGUGCAGCUGGUGAUCCUGGCGGUGGUGGUGACGGCGGUGGUGCUGCCCAUCGUGCUGGUGACGGGGGCGAAAACCUGCGUGGUGCCUCCAGACAGAAUUCCUUGUGCCAAUAGAGCAACCGAGGAGGAGUGUAAGGAGGCGGGAUGUAUAUGGGACCCCUGGGAUUGCGACGCGCCCAGCUGCUUCUUCCCACCAAACUCCGUUCACGGCUACACUUUGACCAGCGUUGACAACUCAAGCAUUCCGGGCACCACUGUUGCCUUCCUGGAACUCAAGAACACAUCCGCCUCAAUAGUUCCAAAUAUGAAGAAGUCCCUGCGGCUGGAGGUUACGGAAUACAGCUCACAAGUCCUGCGAAUCAAGGUAACUGUGCCAGGGGAGGAGCGCUAUGAGCCCCCAGUGCCCCUGCAGCUGCCGGACCCAAGCACGCAGCAGCAGCGCCAGCCCUCCUACCUGGUGACUUUCGGGGACGAGGGCGGCGACUUCAGCCUCGUGGUGCGCCGCGCGGAUGGUGAUGUGAUAUUUGACACCAGUGUGGGCGGCUUCACCUUUGCCGACCAGUUCCUGCAAGUGGCCACCUUCCUAGCCUCCUCUAAUCUCUAUGGUCUCGGGGAGUCGCACCACGAGUCCUUCAGCCAUGACUUGCAGUACCGCGUGUGGCCCAUGUUUGCCCGCGACCAGCCUCCAGGCCCGCCUGGAGAGAACCUGUAUGGGGUGCACCCAGUCUAUAUGAUCUUGGAGGACACUGGCAGGGCCCACAUGGUGCUCUGGCUCAACAGUAAUGCCAUGGAGGCGGUGACGAUGCCCCAGCCUGGCCUCACCCUGCGGUCCAUCGGGGGUGUGAUGGACCUGUACUUCUUCCUGGGGCCCAGCCCGGCGGAGGCGCUGCAGCAGUACGUCACCGCAGUCGGCCUUCCUGCCAUGCCUGCCUACUGGGCGCUUGGGUUCCAGCUCUGCAGGUAUGGCUACAACAACCUCACCAACUUGCAGGCGGCCGUCUCCCGCACCAGGCGGCGCGGCAUUCCCCAGGAUGUGCAGUACGCGGACAUAGACCACAUGGACCGCCGGCUGGACUUCACUGUAGACCCCGUGAACUUCCAAGGGCUGCAGGAGUACGUGGAGAGUGUCAAAAAGGAGGGACUGCGCUUCAUCGUCAUCCUGGACCCCGCCAUCAACGCUGAGCUGGGGGCGGCUGAGUACUUGGUGCACCAGAGAGCCAGGGACCAGGACGUGUACAUCAAGUGGCCGAAGGAAUUGGUGCCGGCGGACAACUUUGGUGCUGGGGAUGUCAUGCUGGGCUACGUGUGGCCAGACAACAGGACGGCCUUCCCAGACUUCUUCCGCGCCUCUGCCAGGGCGUGGUGGAAGGAUGAAAUAACGCGACUCUUCGUGGACACUGGGCUCCACUUUGACGGCCUGUGGAUUGACAUGAACGAACCGGCCAACUUUGGGACGAAUGAGGAGCAGCCUUGGAACUGGCCCGAGGGAAGGGAGCCCUGGAGCCUCUUGUGCCCCAACACCACCUGGGAGGACCCGCCGUACGUGCCGGCCGCCGUCACCGUCUGGGGCGAGGACAAGCGGCUCUCCGACAAGACCCUCUGCAUGGAGGCGCUACAAGGGGAAGACCAAGAGUACAGGCAUUAUGAUGUCCACAACCUGUAUGGAUGGUCCCAGGCUCAGCCCACCCUGGAGGCGCUGCACGGGGCCACCAAGCAGCGUGGUGUGGUGGUCACCCGCUCAACGUUCCCUUCCAGCGGGCGGUGGGCGGGCCACUGGCUUGGGGACAACUCGGCGCGCUGGGCGGACAUGCGAAAGUCCAUCAUCGGCAUGAUGGAGUUCAACCUCUUUGGCAUCCCGUACGUGGGGGCAGACAUUUGCGGCUUCUUCGGCGACACCACGGAGGAGAUGUGCGCCAGAUGGAUGGAGCUGGGCGCCUUCUACCCCUACAGCCGGAACCACAACACUCUGGGCGCCAUUGACCAUGACCCCGGACUGUGGCCCAGCGUGGCAGCCUCCAGCCGAGCAGCGCUGAGGAUCCGGUACACCCUGCUGCCCCACCUGUACACACUGCACCACUUGGCCAGCACACGAGGCCACGCUGUCGUCAGGCCCCUGUUCUUUGAGUUCCCGGACACCAAAGCAACCUGGGAUUUGGACGACCAGUUCCUGUGGGGGCCGUGGCUCAUGGUGGCUCCCGUGCUGAACCAAGGCGUGGUGAGCAGGAGUGUGUACUUCCCUCCCGGCGCCUGGUUUGACUACCACACUGGCCGUGCCGUGGAGGAUACAGACGCCCGGCAUGAUGUGGAGGCGCCUCUGGGCCAUGUGCCGGUGUAUGUGAGGGGCGGUGGCAUCCUGGUGACACAGCGGCCCCGUGCCAACACCAUGCAUUCCAGGACGGAGCCGCUGGGCCUGGUGGUUGCCCCAGACGACCAGGGGGCUGCGGAGGGAUUCUUUUACUGGGACGACGGGGAAGAGAUUGACCCAGUGUUGAGCGGCCAGUACUUCACAGCAGACGUAGCGUUUGAUGAGGGCGCCAUUCACUGGAAGGUAUCACACGCAUCCCUGGCUGUCACCGCUGCCUUACUGCUGUCCGAUGUGAGGGUGUUUGGGGUGGCCUCUCGCCCCACACACCUGCUGCUUGACGGCAAGAGGUGGACCACUGGAGACUGGCACUACGACUCAUCCGUGAAGACUCUCUCCAUGUACGACCUGGAGCUUCCCGUCACCAGCAAUUUCACCUUGUCCUGGAGCAGCGAGGUCACCACUGCCUUCCUGCUGCCCUGCCCACUCUCCUACCAAGGCAGAACAGACGACUCACCAGUCACCCAGAGCGAGUGCGAGGCGCAGAACUGCGUCUGGGAUGUGUCAAAGGAGGUCCAGUGCGCCAUCCCCCCCCCAGAGCAGUAUGGCCUUGAGUUCGUUGAUGGCGUCGUCAGUCACACAGCCAAAGGUUUCCGAACUCGCCUCAAGCCCCGCGGCGCUCCUCUGUACCCCGGGGGACCAGCGGAGGUCAUAUUCGAGGCCUACCAGUACACCAGUCACAUGCUGCGGGUGAAGUUCUACGUGGAGGACGGAAGUCGUUACGAGGUCCCAGUGCCGCUCAACCUGCCAGACGAGGAGCUGUCCGACCCGCUGUACAAGAUUGUGCUGCCGGAGGAUCAGGGCGCAGGGCAGCCGUUCUUUUUCUACGUGGCACGGGAGGACAACGGAACCAUUCUGUUCGACACAAGGAUCGGUGGGCUGACAUUCACCGACCAGUUCCUGAGCAUCAGCACCAUUCUGCCCAGCAAGAACGUCUAUGGGCUUGGGGAGAAUGCGCACGACUCCUUCCGGCAUGCCAUGGAUGGGAAGGUGUGGCCCAUCUUUGGCCGAGAUCAGGGACCCGUGCCUCAGGCCGGCAAGCAAGUCAACCUGUACGGCGCCCACCCCUUCUACGAGUGUGUGGAGAAUGACGGCCGGGCCCAUGGCGUGCUGCUGCUCAACAGUAAUGCAAUGGACUAUCAGCUGCUGGACUACCCUGCACUCACCUUCCGCACCAUAGGAGGCGUGCUGGACCUGUUCUUGAUGGCAGGGCCGCAGCCAGAGUCCGUGGUGGCCCAGUACACCAGCCUGAUAUACCGCCCCAUCAUGCCUCCGUACUGGGCUCUGGGCUUUCAGCUGUGCAGGUAUGGCUUUGAGACCCUCCAGGACUUGCAGGCAGCCGUCAACAGGACCAAGGACGCCGGCCUUCCCCUCGACGUGGUGUACGGGGACAUUGACUACAUGGACCGCAGGAUGGACUUCACCGUGGACCCCGUGCGGUACAGCGGCUUUGAGGAGUACGUGACACAGACCAAGGCGGAAGGGAUGCGCUUCAUUGUGAUACUGGACCCUGCCAUCAACGCGGAGCUACCAGCGAGCGAGUACCCCACCCACAGCCGAGCCCUGAGUGUGGGGGCCUACAUCACGUGGGCCGCGGACACUGACGCAACACUUGUAGAGCAGAACAACGGAGGCGGAAACUUGGGCAGGGUCAUGCUAGGCUACGUCUGGCCGGAGAACAAGACAGCCUUCCCCAACUUCUUCAGCCAGGCCGCCCAGGACUGGUGGGUUGAGGAGAUCAGGAUCUUCUACGAUGAAAAGAAUGUGAAGUUUGACGGCCUGUGGAUUGACAUGAACGAACCAGCCAACUUUGGGACAAAUGAGCAGCAGCCUUGGAACUGGCCUGAGGGAACGGCGCCCUGGAGCCUCUCGUGCCCUAACAGCGCCUGGGACAACCCACCCUACGUCACAAAGGCAGCAGCGGAGGGCCCCACACACAACAUGGCCGACAAAACCCUGUGUCUGGCAGCGGAGGAGACGCCACACCGCCACUACGACGUCCACAACCUCUAUGGCUGGGCCCAGACCGAGCCAACGCUGAGGGCCCUCCAGCGCGUGACAGGCCGUAGGGGCAUCGUGGUGACCCGCUCAACCUUCCCGGGCAGUGGGCGGUGGGCGGGCCAUUGGCUAGGUGACAACCGCUCCAACUGGACAGACUUGGCCCACUCCAUCAUAGGAAUGAUGGAGUUCAACCUCUUCGGGAUCCCCUACGUGGGCGCCGACAUCUGCGGCUUCUUCGGAGACACGACGGAGGAGAUGUGUGAACGUUGGAUGGAGGUCGGCGCCUUCUACCCCUACAGUAGGAACCACAACACCAAGGGGACGAUAGACCAGGAUCCGGGCAUUUGGGGCACAGACGUCAUCAACUCCUCGAGGAAGGCCUUAGAGAUCCGGUACCGUCUUCUGCCGUACCUCUACACUCUCUUCUAUGAGGCACACUUCCGCGGCGCGACGGUGGUGCGGCCGCUGGUGCACGAGUUCCCAACUGAUCGUCGCACUCUGGCCGUGGAUGAUCAGUUCCUGUGGGGGUCGGCCUUCAUGGUGUCUCCCGUCCUGACCGAGGCCACCACGGAGCGGUGGGUGUACUUCCCUCAGGACGCCUGGUACGACUACUACUCGGGAGCGCCUGUCGAUUUUCCUGGCGAGAGAGUAAUCGUGCCUGCGCCGAGGGACACCAUUCCCCUGCACAUUCGAGGGGGCAGCAUCCUCCCCACACAGCGGCCUGCCCAGAACACAGCCAUUUCCCGCCAGAUGCCCGUGGGACUGAUCGUGGCCAUAGGCUGGGACCGAAGGGCGUCUGGCCAACUCUUCUGGGACGACGGAGAGAUGAUCAACUCGGUGGCGGAGAAGAAGUACUCGCUGGUGGAGUUUUCCUUCGUGCAGCACACGUUAACGGGGGUGGUCCGCGCCAACACCAACGAGGACUUGAAGGGGCUCACGCUGGCCGACCUCGAGUUCCUGGGCGUGGAGAAACCGCCCUCCGAAGUGACGCUCCAGAACGCGAAGAUUCCGGCGGCGAACCUCACAUACGAAGCGGCGUCCUUGAGGCUCCGAGUGCGGGUUCAACACCAGCUCAACAUUGAUUUCGAGCUGACCCUUAGAGAUGUUUGGUUUUACGAGGUGUGAUGAUUGGUCUUUUUUUUGUUGUUGUUUUUUCUAACCUUUCGUCCUCACUUCAUUUAUUUUUUUAUUCCUUUCCUUCCUUGGUAAGUUCCUCCUCCUUCUCUUAAUCUAGUUAUACUCAAAGACUGUUCAAGUACUGUUAACACAUGCACACACACACACACACACAUGUACAUAUACUCGUAUAUCUGUGUGUAAUGUUCUGUCUGUGGUCAAUAAAAAUAUA